Molecule: messenger RNA, 1572 nt
Organism: Linnemannia hyalina
Lineage: Eukaryota; Fungi; Mortierellomycota; Mortierellomycetes; Mortierellales; Mortierellaceae
Source: the annotation of a GenBank genome assembly
AUGGACUGGCAGACACCACCAAAUCUGCAGAGCGGUGUUGGGCGUGUCCGGGACCAGGAAAGCAGAGGACUCUCGCGGAGUAAAAGCUCGCCUAAUGCAGGAGGUGGCUCAACUCUUCCCAUCCGCGGCAAGAGCAGACUUCCAGGGCCUGCAGGAAACCUGCCCCGUUUGAGUGAGGAAGAGAAAGAUCAGUUGUUCCGAUCGCGAGGCGUCCCAUUCCGCAAAGACGCGCGUAUUCCUGACAUUGCGAGUACAAGCCCCAACUCGUCCAUCAAGAAAAAGAUGAAGUCUGUCAGCCAAGGCCCUAUCGACAGCAUGUUUGCGAGUGGAGCAUGGGAGGAUAUGCUCAAGGCACAGCGCCUACCAGAGUAUAAACCGUCUACACUUGAAAGAGUAAAAGGCACCAAUCCGCUACUCCAAACGACUAUUUCCGACAUUGAAACUCGACAGGAUACACACAGAGGCAAGAUCCCGUGGCUGAUUGCCAUGAUCAAGGACUUUACUCCGUCAGAGAUCGAUGCCGCUGUGACCUUAAUGGACCCUUCAGGAGAGAUGCGAGGCACUAUCCACAUUUCAGUGCUUGAACAAUACAAGAACAACGAGGUCAGGAUUGGAACAGUUUUGGUCCUCAACAACGUUUCCGUGUUCUCUCCGACUCCCGUCUCGCACUAUCUUAUCAUCACAAGAUUAACCACCCAUCCUUCUACCAUAUCCGGACAGUAUCGUGCAACCCCAUCGGCGUGGAGCAGUACUCCCGAAGAUCGCGAAUCGAUCCGGUCGAGUAGCCAGUCGACUAGAAAGGCCUCUCAGGAGUUGCGAGGAGAUGGUGGUGGUGCUUCGUCACAAAGUACCUUCCAAGAUCAGAGCCAAGUCAAGAACCGGACUUCGCUAUUGUCGUCACAGGAAGGUGUCCACAGAAAUGGUGUGUCGGGUCGUACCACUGUCGUCACUCAACCCAAGGAAGUCAUGUUCCAGAGUCUGCGUCCGACUGCAACUGAGACUCAAACGGGACAGGAGGAUAUGAUGUCGACCCCUAUGAUCACAUUGGGUGCGAUGACGCCGAGUGUGGAUGUCUUUGGUGGUGGAGGUAUAGGUGCAGGGAGUGGUCUCAAGUCCUUGUCAUCGUUUGCAGCCUCACCUACUCUCCGGAAACGAUCCUCGCAGUCAAGGACCAGCCAACGGUCGAAUACCUCCGGGUCAGACCCUAAAUCAACACCUGAUGCAGCAGCAGGGCACAGCCAGGCCAAGACCAUUUUAUCGCCAGGAGCAAGGGCAACAGCAAGUCAAGAAUCGCACCAUACUGAAGGUGACAGUUUUACUGGUUGGCCUGACGACAUUCAAUUGGACGAUAACUUUGACGAUCUUGAGACAGGCGGUCCUGUUACUCUGCCUUCCAAGCGAGGCGCUCCUUCUGCUUCCCCUGUGGCCUCGCGUCCUCGUCCCCUUCCUCCUACUGCUACUCCUUCCGCGUCCGUUUCUGCUCCCCGUACGAUCAUCCAUGAUGACGGGAACGAGGAUGACUUGGAGCUCUUACUUGAUGGCUUUGAUGAGUCGGAUCUAUACGACAUCUGA